This is a messenger RNA of Durusdinium trenchii, 1008 nucleotides long. The record is from the annotation of a GenBank genome assembly. NCBI's taxonomy places the organism in Eukaryota, Dinophyceae, Suessiales, Symbiodiniaceae.
CUUUCGUGCAUUUGUUUCUUUCACUUCCUUUCUCCGGCGGUGGCCAGCCAUGGAAAGCACCCAUGCUUGGCUAGAAGAACGCAUGAAGGAACUGAAGAAAAGAUGUCAAGAGAUGGAGGCCGAGCUGAAGAAGCUAGGCAGUGUGAGCCCUGAAAAGCAUUUGGAGGCAGCUGAGGCCAUCCAGGCAAAGAUCAAAGAGGAGAAGAAGCAAACCUCCCGGCUCCAGCGGCAACAGAUGGAGGAGUUCAAGGAGCUGCACGCCGCGCGGCUCCACGAAGAGGAGUUGACCCGGCAGAAGCGGGAGAUCUUCGCAGAGAUGGAGGCGACGAAGCGCCAGUUGCAGGAGACGCAGUGGGAGGCGGAGCGGCAAGAGCAGCUGCAGAGUGCCUUCCACGAGCGCCUGCAGAGUGAGCGGCUGCAGCUGCGACGCAAGGAGCGGUCCUUGGAGGAGCUCCAAGCGGUGAAGGUGAAGUUCAUCGAGGAUGCCAAGGAAGAGAAGACGAGGCGGCAGGAGCUCAGAGAGAAGAUGCGGGCGUGGAUGCAGCAGCAGGAGGCGGAGCUGGAAGGACUGCGCGCGCAGGUGGCAGCGCACCCCGAGGAGAUGGAGAUGCACCGGGAACGCCGCGAGGCUUUGCGAAGUGAAGCCGAUGAAGCUGAGCGGCGGUCAGAGGAGCUGGUGAAGCAGGCUGAGGAGUCGCGCCGGCUGAUUCCAGUGUACGCGGAGCAACGCCAGGAGUUCUUGCAGCAGAUCUGGGACAUGUCCGCCCAGGACGAGCUGAAUCAAGACGAGCUGACCAAGGGCCAAAGAAAGCUCUUGCAGUUUCAAAAGAAGGCACAGGAACGCCUGCGGAGGCAGGCGGCUGCAGGUUCAUGAGCGUGGCAGGUUCGACCACCGCGGUGGUUCUGGGACUCUGGGAGGUGAAUGGAGAGGAUUUGACCUCAGAAACCUAAUUCGAUGACGUGGACAGCGAUGGGUUCUGAAGAGAGGUCCCAAACCUGAAGUUCUCU